Molecule: messenger RNA, 2118 nt
Organism: Saccharomycodes ludwigii
Lineage: Eukaryota; Fungi; Ascomycota; Saccharomycetes; Saccharomycodales; Saccharomycodaceae
Exons: 1
Coding region: 1-2118 (705 amino acids)
Biological process (GO): fructose 6-phosphate metabolic process; UDP-N-acetylglucosamine metabolic process; protein N-linked glycosylation
Molecular function (GO): carbohydrate derivative binding; L-glutamine:D-fructose-6-phosphate transaminase (isomerizing) activity
Source: RefSeq, a predicted model, not a curated record
AUGGUUGAAAAAUCAAGAGGUGAAGUUAUUGAUACCUUAGUAGAAGGACUACAAAGAUUAGAAUACAGAGGUUAUGAUUCUACGGGCAUUGCCGUUGAUGGUGAUGAGCCAGGUAAAACUUUAAUUAUUAAACAGAUUGGUAAAGUUGCUGCCUUGAAAAAGGAAAUUGAAAGAGUUAACCCAGAUAGAACCAUUCCAUUAGUUAACCAUGUGGGUAUUGCUCACACUAGAUGGGCUACACAUGGUGAGCCAUCUAAAGUUAAUUGCCAUCCUCAAAGAAGUGAUCCAGAAAAUCAUUUUGUUGUUGUUCACAAUGGUAUUAUUACCAAUUUCAGAGAAUUGAAAACUUUAUUGACACAAAAAGGUUACACUUUUGAAAGUGAUACUGAUACCGAAUGUAUUGCUAAGCUAUUCAAGCAUUUGUACGAUUCCAAUUUAAAGGAUGGUUAUGAGUUAGACUUUAACGAAUUAACUAAACAGGUUUUAAUGGAACUAGAAGGUUCUUAUGGGUUAUUAUGUAGAUCUUCAAACUAUCCUGGCGAGGUGAUUGCCACCAGAAAGGGCUCCCCAUUAUUGAUUGGUGUCAAAUCAGACAGAAAAUUAAAAGUCGAUUUUGUGGAUGUCGAGUUUCCCGACAAUGAUGGUAAAGUUCCCGAAGAACCAAUUCCUUCCAAAACCAUCGGAACUUCUUCUCUGGCCUCCAAUCAUGUUAACGACACCGAAAGAAAUUUAUUCACUCCAUUAGCCGUUAACGAAACCGCUUUAAGAUAUUCCCAGUCAAGAGCUUUCUUGUCCGAGGACGAUAUUCCAAUUCCUAUUGAAUUUUUUAUUUCAUCAGAUGCUGCUUCUGUAAUCAAGCAUACAAAGAAAGUUUUAUUUUUAGAGGACGACGAUAUCGCUCAUAUUUACGAUGGGGAACUACAUAUUCAUAGAUCAAGAAGAGAAAUUGGAGAAAACGCAACAAGACCAAUCCAAACACUAGAAAUGGAAUUAGCCCAAAUUAUGAAGGGUCCAUAUAAACAUUUCAUGCAAAAGGAAAUUUUUGAACAACCUGAAAGUACCUUCAAUACAAUGAGAGGUAGAAUAGAUUUUGUCAACAACACAGUUAAAUUAGGCGGACUCCAUUCAUGGAUUCCAACGAUUAGGAGAGCCAGAAGAUUAAUAAUGAUAGCCUGUGGUACUUCUUAUCAUUCAUGUCUCGCAACUAGAGCCAUGUUUGAAGAGUUGUCUGAACUACCAGUUAGUGUAGAAUUGGCCAGUGACUUCUUGGAUAGAAAGACGCCCGUUUUUAGAGAUGAUGUCUGUGUGUUUGUUUCCCAAUCAGGUGAAACAGCUGAUACCAUGUUGGCACUAAACUAUUGUUUAGAAAGAGGGGCUUUGUCUGUUGGUAUUGUAAACACUGUUGGUUCCUCGAUCUCUCGUGUCACCCACUGCGGUGUUCACAUUAAUGCGGGACCAGAAAUUGGUGUUGCUUCUACAAAGGCUUACACUUCACAAUAUAUUGCGCUAGUUAUGUUUGCUUUAUCUUUAAGCGAUGAUAGAAUAUCUGUUAUUGAUAGAAGGACCGAGAUCAUCCAAGGGUUGAAAAAAAUUCCAGAACAGAUUAGAGAAGUUUUAAAGCUAGAAGAAACAAUUAAACGCCUAAGUAGCGAUGAGUUGGCUGAUCAAAAAUCUUUAUUGAUUUUGGGUAGAGGGUAUCAAUUUGCUAGUGCUUUAGAAGGUGCCUUGAAAAUCAAGGAAAUCUCGUAUAUGCAUAGCGAGGGGGUUUUAGCUGGUGAAUUGAAGCAUGGUGUUUUGGCUUUGGUAGAUGAAAAUUUACCAAUUAUAGCAUUUGGCACAAGAGAUUCUUUAUUUCCCAAAGUUGUAUCAUCGAUUGAACAAGUUACAGCCAGAAAGGGGAAACCAAUUAUUAUAUGUAAUAAGAACGACGAUGUUUGGAAUAAAAAAAAACAAAGUAUAAAAGGAUUGGUUACGUUGGAAGUUCCGCAGACUGUUGAUUGUUUGCAAGGAUUAAUAAAUAUCAUUCCCUUACAAUUGAUGUCGUAUUGGUUGGCAGUUAAUAAAGGUUACGAUGUUGAUUUCCCAAGAAACUUGGCUAAAUCUGUGACGGUUGAAUGA